AUGGCUACGAGUAAAAGAAAGUUUAUUUUACGUCAAGUGGUUGCCUUUGGGACCAUGCUGCUUGUCGAUGUGGGCAUUCCGUUGGCCCUGUACUAUAUCCUGAAAAUGUAUACCAGUAUUCUGAUUGCUCUCAUUGUCUCUGGUAUCCCACCGUUACUGCGCGUUAUAUAUAUCUUUUGGAGACGAAGAAAAGUGGACGUUCUCGGAUGUAUAAUUGUAUUUUCCUUUGUGUUAUCGGCGAUCCUUUCCAUUAUAAGCGGCGACGUACGUGCGAUGCUUCUGCGCGACUCAGCCACCAUGGCCAUCAUCGCCACCAUGUUCCUGGUGACACUUAUUCCUAUCAAGACACGAUGGUUCGUGAAUCGACCGCUGACGUUUUGUAUCGCACAACAAAUGAUGUCCGAACUACCAUCCGUCCGGUGGAAGGAUGAACAAGGUCAAGAACAGAGUCUUGCUCUCAUUGAAUGGUUAUGGCAAGAAAUUCGACGCUUCCGAGUGGACUCAUACAUUCUGACAGCACUGUGGGGACUGGGCCUCAUGGGCGAAUUUGCGGCCAAAGUGAUCAUGAUUGAAAGCAACUUGGAUGUGGAUCACAUUGUGCUCUAUGGCAACAUUAUUCAAAUUGUACUUUUUGUUUCUUUGACUACCCUGAGUAUAGUCAACUCGCUUAUGAUGAGGAAAUAUACGGCUCAGCGGUUCAUAGAGUGGCGUGAAAAGUACGAAAUGAUAGAUGAAUAA
Messenger RNA from Radiomyces spectabilis, 738 nucleotides. RefSeq lists its product as uncharacterized. Lineage: Eukaryota; Fungi; Mucoromycota; Mucoromycetes; Mucorales; Radiomycetaceae. The transcript has 2 exons. The record is from RefSeq and is a predicted model, not a curated record. The coding region runs from base 1 to 738 and encodes 245 amino acids.